This is a messenger RNA of Camarhynchus parvulus, 1925 nucleotides long. RefSeq names its product cytochrome P450 4V2. NCBI's taxonomy places the organism in Eukaryota, Metazoa, Chordata, Aves, Passeriformes, Thraupidae. Gene Ontology annotation, molecular function: monooxygenase activity; oxidoreductase activity, acting on paired donors, with incorporation or reduction of molecular oxygen; iron ion binding. The coding region runs from base 21 to 1610 and encodes 529 amino acids. The record is from RefSeq and is a predicted model, not a curated record. The transcript is spliced from 11 exons.
GAGCAGGAGGCUGAGAGGUGAUGAUGGAUGUUGUGGAAGGACUCUCAGGGAGACCCCAGCUGCUGCCAUGGGGAGCUGGGAUCAUUGCUCUGCUUGUGACAAUAGUGACUGUGUGCUCCCUGCCCUCCCUGAUGGAAUACUGUAGGCAAUGGUGGAUGCUGAAGUCCAUCCCGGGUGUCAGCCCCUGCUAUCCUGUGCUGGGAAAUGCCCUGCUCUUGGAGCGGAAAGGAGAAGAUUUUUUUAAACAGAUAGAGUUUUAUAGUGAACAGUUCAGAAGUUGGCCACUGUUCAAACUUUGGAUAGGACCAGUGCCUGUCAUGUUUUUGAAUCACCCUGACUGUGUGGAGGUUAUUCUGAACAAUUCAAAACAUAUAGAAAAAUCAUACCUAUACAAAUUCCUGCAUCCAUGGCUGGGCACUGGACUUCUGACAAGCACUGGAGACAAGUGGCGGUCACGGAGGAAGAUGAUAACUCCCACAUUCCACUUUGCAAUCUUGAGUGACUUUCUAGAAGUCAUGAAUGAACAAGGAAAUAUUUUGGUGAAGAAACUUCAGAAGCAUGUUGACAAGGAGCCAUUUGAUGUCUUUAUGGACAUCACUCUGUGUGCCCUUGAUAUUAUUUGUGAAACAGCAAUGGGCAGGAAUGUGGGUGCCCAGAAGAAUAAGGAUUCUGACUAUGUUUCUGCUAUCUACAGGAUGAGUGAUUUAAUCCAAAGGCGACAGAUGAGCCCUUGGCUUUGGCCUGACUUUUUGUAUGUAUUGUUCAAAGAAGGAAGAGAGCACAAGAGGAAGCUCAACAUCCUUCACAAUUUUACAGAUACGGUCAUUGUAGAAAAAGCUGAAGAACUUAAAAACACCCAGCAAAAUAAACAUGAUAAUGAUGGUAACUCUGAAGAAAGUGGUUCCAAAAAGAGAAAAGCAUUCCUGGACAUGCUGCUGAAUGCAACAGAUGAUGAAGGGAAAAAGUUGAGCUACAGGGACAUUCGUGAGGAAGUGGAUACUUUCAUGUUUGAGGGCCAUGAUACAACAGCAGCUGCUAUGAAUUGGGUCUUGUACUUGCUUGGACAUAAUCCGGAAGUUCAGAAGAAAGUUCACAGGGAGCUGGACGAGGUGUUUGACAAUACUGAACGUUCUGUUACAAUGGAGGAUUUGAAGAAUCUUCGAUACCUUGAAUGUGUUGUGAAAGAAGCUCUUCGUCUCUACCCUUCAGUUCCCAUGUUUGCCCGUACCUUGAGAGAGGAUUGCUGCAUUAGGGGAUAUCAGAUACCAAGAGGUGCAACUGUCCUCAUUUUAACUUAUGUCCUGCAUAGAGACCCUGAGGUCUUCCCUGACCCGCAGGAGUUCAGGCCUGAGCGAUUCUUCCCUGAAAAUUCUAAGGGAAGGCACCCAUACGCUUAUGUGCCCUUCUCAGCUGGUCCCAGGAACUGCAUUGGUCAGCGCUUUGCACAAAUGGAGGAGAAAACUCUUCUAGCCCUCAUCCUGCGGCGCUUUUGGGUGGAAUCGUGUCAAAUGCCAGAAGAGCUUGGUUUAUGUGGAGAAUUGAUUCUUCGUCCAAAUAAAGGCAUCUGGAUUAAACUGAAGUCUAGGAGACCAAAUACUGGAUCAGAAUAAAAGGAGACCAAAUACUGGAUCAGAAUAAAAGGAAUUUCAAGAGUUUACUUCCAAAAGUUUUCAAUCUAUUUAGGCUGAGACGUAUUUUAAAAUCAAAUAUUUUGAUGUCAGUCCAGCAAUUUGUUAAAACUAGUUGCUAUUGUUUUAUUAAAAAGGAUGCAGUAAUAGCCCUAGUUGCUCUACUUUUAUAGUGCUUGUGAACUUCAUGUUAAUCUUUGAAAUGCAAGCCUUUAAUCCUUAAAUUUUAGUGCCUUAUCUGCUCAGAUGAAACUAUUCUAUUGCCACAGUGCCAUAAAAACUAAGCUAUGGUAAUAA